This is a messenger RNA of Ochotona princeps (American pika), 1884 nucleotides long. RefSeq names its product mitochondrial poly(A) polymerase (gene MTPAP). Gene Ontology annotation, cellular component: mitochondrion. NCBI's taxonomy places the organism in Eukaryota, Metazoa, Chordata, Mammalia, Lagomorpha, Ochotonidae. Bases 52 to 1800 code for a protein of 582 amino acids. Gene Ontology annotation, molecular function: poly(A) RNA polymerase activity. The transcript has 9 exons. The record is from RefSeq and is a predicted model, not a curated record.
CAUGCGCAGCAGCCGGCCGCCCUUGCGUCGGGGCUCGGGGCAGCCGGGGCCAUGGCGGCUCACCGUGCGCGGCUCUGGGCCCGCUGGGCGUUGUGCGCUCGGGGCCCAGGCCGAGUCCAGCGACCCGGCCUCAGGCGGUUCUGCUGCUCAGGGACGGCGGCCGCCGACGUGCGCCGGGAAGAGCAGGCCCCUGGCGGCGCGGAGACAGGCCCUGUGGACCUGACUGCCAGGAAGAGUUUCUCGGAGGUGCAGGAGGGAAGGAGGGAGCAAGCCCAGCGCUCCGUCCUGAUACACUGUCCCAACAAAGUCAGCGAGAAAAAGCUCCUCAAGUAUUUAUCUCAGCAUGGACCCAUCAAUAAUCACUUCUUCUAUGAAAGCUUUGGUCUGUAUGCUGUGGUGGAGUUCUGCCAGCAGGAAAGUGUGCGCUCUGUGCUGAGUGGGGCCCUCCCGCCACGUCUGGGCAGCGGGGAGGCCGCCAUCCCCUUCCGCUCACGGUUCCUCAACCUGCGGCCGAAGCAGGGGCCCAGCCAGGCCUCCGACCUGCCCUGCAUGCAGACCAGUCACCAGCUGCCGCCUUCCAGCAAGAAGCUGUUUGAGCUGCUUUGUCGUGCAGAAAGUGUAGAUGAGCAGCUGAACACGCUGUGGAAGGCGCUGCAGCUGACGGAGGAAAACAUCAGGCUCCGCUACCUCACCUGCUCGCUCAUCGAGGACUUGGCAGCCGCCUACUUCCCAGCCUGCACCGUCAGGCCCUUUGGCUCCUCGGUGAACACGUUUGGGAAGCUAGGGUGUGACCUGGACAUGUUUCUGGAUCUAGAUGACAUUGGAAAACACAGUGCUUCUAAGACCUCAGGGAGUUUUUUGAUGGAAUUUCAAGUGAAAAAUGUUCCUUCCGCAAGGAUAGCAACGCAGAAGAUCCUGUCGGUGAUCGGCGAGUGCCUGGACCACUUUGGGCCCGGCUGCGUGGGCGUACAGAAGAUCCUCAACGCUCGCUGCCCACUCGUGCGCUUCUCCCACCAGGCCUCGGGCUUCCAGUGCGACCUGACCACCAAUAACAGGAUUGCCUUGAAGAGUUCCGAGCUCCUCUACCUGUACGGCUCGCUGGACUCGAGGGUACGGGCGCUGGUGUUCGCUGUGCGCUGCUGGGCCCGCGCGCAUGCGCUCACCAGCACCAUUCCCGGAGCGUGGGUCACCAACUUCGCCCUCACCGUGAUGGUCAUCUUCUUUCUACAGAGGAGAUCGCCCCCUGUGCUCCCAACGCUGGACUCUUUGAAGGCCCUGGCUGAUGCAGAGGACAGGUGUGUAAUAGAAGGCAACAACUGUACGUUCGUUCAGGACUUGAAUAAAAUUCAGCCGUCCGGGAACACGGAAACACUGGAAUUGCUGCUGACGGAGUUUUUUGAAUAUUUUGGCAACUUUGCUUUCAAUAAAAAUUCCAUAAAUAUCCGACAGGGACGGGAACAGAGCAAGCCCGACUCCUCUCCGCUUCACAUUCAGAAUCCUUUUGAAACUUCUCUCAAUAUAAGCAAGAACGUGAGCCAGAGCCAGCUGCAGAAGUUUGUGGACCUGGCCCGAGAAAGCGCCUGGCUCCUGCAGCAGGAAGAAGCCAGCACCCCAGCCCCGCGCCCCUGGGGGCUGGCAGCCCUGCUGCUGCCCUCUGGGGCCGAGGGUGGCGCUCUCCCCAGGAAGCAAAGAAAGCGGCCGGCCAGUGAGAGGGUUAAGAGCUUGCUGGAAUCCAUCAAAGAUAACAGUCCAGAAAAUGUCGCUGGCGCCAGCGGGAAAAGGACGAGUACCCAUGUGUGAUCCUGGUUGCCUCUCCCGAUGUCUUCCCUUGGCCCCCUUGGCCCACUCUGCAGCAUGGCAUAUGGCUGCCACAGAGCAGGUGGA